This is a messenger RNA of Medioppia subpectinata, 2673 nucleotides long. The record is from the annotation of a GenBank genome assembly. NCBI's taxonomy places the organism in Eukaryota, Metazoa, Arthropoda, Arachnida, Sarcoptiformes, Oppiidae.
AUGAUUCAUAUGAAUGAAGACGAAAUAACAUCACUGCCGGGUCUCUCGGAUGCCAUAAAAUUCAAACAAUAUUCCGGUUAUUUGAAUGCAUCGAAAGGCAGACAUCACUUCUAUUGGUUUGUUGAGAGCGAAUCCGACCCCCAAAACGCACCGGUAGUGCUAUGGCUGACGGGAGGGCCCGGAUGUAGCUCUAUAUUCGGGAUGAUUACAGAGAACGGACCCUUUCGGGCCAAUGAAGACGGAAAAACACUAUCACUCCAUGACUUCGCGGCCAAUAAAGUGGCAAAUAUGGUAUACAUGGAGUCUCCCGUUUCCACUGGUUUUAGUUAUGAUGAAAAUAGCCGACAGCCGCGCAACGACGACGUGACCACCGCUAACGACAACUACUUAGCCCUCGAGAGCUUUUUUGUAAAGUAUCCGCAUUUGAAGAAAAAUCCGUUUUACAUAACGGGUGAGAGUUAUGCCGGCGUUUAUAUACCAAUGUUAGCGCACGAAAUAUUUAAGCGAAACUCAACCAUCAAUUUGAAGGGUUUAUCUAUUGGCAACGGAUUAAUUAAUGGAGGCGAUGAUUCACAAUCUUCGUUAGACUUUGCUUUAGGACACGGAUUAAUUACCACCGAGUAUUACGAGAAGAAGAUAGAGGCCUGUUGUGAGUGCAAGACUGGCGUUCAACACGAGUGUGAUUUUAGUAAAGCUCCCAACAGAACCAAAUGCCAAUCCGUUGAAGGCUCUGAGGUCUCCACUCCUAAUCCAUACAAUAUAUACGACGAGUGUUUCCCGGAUCUAGACUUACAAAAGGUGUUCAAUGCAUACUCUAAGCAUCACUUUGAAAAGAUUGGACUCAAAUUCGCGAUUAACGAUGGAUUCAAAUACAACGCUAAACCCAAGUGUCCAGUGAAUGGUCACACGCCUUACCUCAACGACCCGGCCGUACAAAAGGCACUGCACGUAAGGGAAGGAGGGGUGCAUUGGGGCGCAUGUGAUGGCAAUUACGAUCGCUCGCACGGAUACACCUCUCAGGUGGAGACUACCAUUGAGUUGAUCCAAAAGUACAAAAUCGGUCGUUUUGUCGUAUAUAACGGCGACUUUGAUAUAAUGUGUGACUUUGUAACCGACCAACGCUUUGUCGAUGGGAUCGCUGUCUCGACCCAAAGCAAGAAAGUUGGAAGAUAUCAUGAAUGGAGCGAAGAUGGUCAGGUCAGCGGACGCAUCGGUGGUUUUGUUCAGCACUACGAGAAUGGCCUGAGUUUUGUGUUAGCCCGCGGGGCCGGACAUAUGGUGCCCGAAGAUAAGCCCGAAGCGGGGCUUCAGAUAUUGAAGGAUUUGGUUGCAGUGAAUGAAGACGAGAUAACAUCACUGCCGGGUCUCUCGGAUGCCAUAAAAUUCAAACAAUAUUCCGGUUAUUUGAAUGCAUCGAAAGGAAGACAUCAUUUCUAUUGGUUUGUUGAGAGCGAAUCCGACCCCCAAAACGCACCGGUAGUGCUAUGGCUGACGGGAGGGCCCGGAUGUAGCUCUAUAUUCGGGAUGAUUACCGAAAACGGACCCUUUCGGGCCAAUGAAGACGGAAAGACACUAUCACUCCAUGACUUCGCGGCCAAUAAAGUGGCGAAUAUGGUAUACAUGGAGUCUCCCGUUUCCACUGGUUUUAGUUAUGAUGAAAAUACCCGGAGUCCCCACAACAACGAUGAGACCACCGCUAACGACAACUACUUAGCACUCGAGAGCUUUUUUGUAAAGUAUCCGCAUUUGAAGAAAAAUCCGUUUUACAUAACGGGUGAGAGUUAUGCCGGCGUUUAUAUACCAAUGUUAGCGCACGAAAUAUUCAAACGAAACUCAACCAUCAAUUUAAAAGGUGUAGCGGUUGGUAACGGAGCACUUAAUGCAGGCCAUGAUUCACAAUCUUCGUUAGACUUUGCUUUAGGACACGGAUUAGUGACCACCGAUUGGUACGCGAAGAAAAUAGAGGCCUGUUGUGAGUGUACGGCUGGUAUUCAACACGAGUGUGACUUCAGUAAAGCCCCCAAUAAAACCAAAUGUGAUUCCGUUCCUAACGUCAGAGUCUCGACUCCUAAUCCAUACAAUAUAUACGACGAGUGUUUCCCGGAUCUGAAUUUACAAGAGGUGUUCAAUACAUACCAUAAGCAACACUUUGAGAAGAUUGGUCUCAAAUUUUCAAUCAGUGAUGGAUUGAAACAAAACGCUAAACCCAAGUGUCCAAAGAAUGGUCACACGCCUUACCUCAACGACCCGGCCGUACAAAAAGCACUACAUGUAAGGGAAGGGUCGGCUCGUUGGGGUGCAUGCAAUGGGAUGAGCCAUUACCAGAAGGGGGCCGACAUCUCUCAGGUGAAGACUACCAUUGAGUUGAUCCAUAAGUACAAAAUCGGACGUUUUGUCGUAUAUAACGGCGACUUUGAUAUCGUGUGUGACUUUGUAACCGAUCAACGGUUUGUCGACGGAAUCGCUGUCUCAACACAAAGCAAAAAACUUGGAAGUUAUCGGAAAUGGACUGAAGACGGAAAACCCGACGGAAGGAUCGGUGGUUUUGUUCAGCACUACGAGAAUGGCCUGAGCUUUGUGUUAGCCCGCGAUGCCGGACAUAUGGUGCCCGAAGAUAGGCCCGAAGCGGCUCUUCAGAUAUUGAAGGAUUUGAUUGGCAUUUCUAAGUUAUAA